AUGUACGAGCAGGCAGAGGCUGUCCGGCCUUCUUUCUCCGGCCCCGGCAGCGGCCACACCAGCGGGCCGCCCCAGCCCCGUCCCGUCCAUCAGGGUGGUUCACGCGGGCAUGUCCGCCAGGGCAACGGCGCUCCCGACAAGCAGCCAGAAGACGACGAUGCGUCUUCACACACGUACGAAGAAGCCGAGGCGGUGAGACGUCGCACAGCGAACACGUCAGCAGACCGCACGUAUCCGGGUGGAGCGAGCGGCCGCCGUGGUGUCUGUAGCUUCCUCCGCGCCCACCGCAGCUGCCUUGCCGCCGGCAUCGCCGUGCUGCUGAGCCUUGUCUCUGUGGGACUCGCCCCUCUGACGUUCAUCAACAAACAGGAAAUAUCUCAGUUGUCGACGACUUUUGACGCCGUGAAAUGCGACCAAUACAACAUGUCCACCGCUGUUGACGCCUUGAAGCGCGACCAAGACGGCAUGUCCACCGCUGUUGACGCCUUGAAACGCGACCAAGACGGCAUGUCAACCACUGUUGACGCCUUGAAACGCGACCAAAACGGCAUGUCCACCACUGUUGACGCCUUGAAGCGCGACCAAGACGGCAUGUCCACCACUGUUGACGCCUUAAAACGCGACCUAGACAACGAACGCAGCCGAAUCACCGCCUUGGAAAAGCGUUUUCACGAAAUUGGUAAGAAUUUAGGUAAAUUGGUUUUCAGCUGUUAUAUUGGCCUUUUAUGUCGGUCUAUAUAUUUGCCACUAUCAUCAUUUUAA
Messenger RNA from Branchiostoma belcheri (Belcher's lancelet), 762 nucleotides. RefSeq lists its product as uncharacterized. The coding region runs from base 1 to 762 and encodes 253 amino acids. Lineage: Eukaryota; Metazoa; Chordata; Leptocardii; Amphioxiformes; Branchiostomatidae. The record is from RefSeq and is a predicted model, not a curated record. The transcript is spliced from 3 exons.